Molecule: messenger RNA, 894 nt
Organism: Cotesia congregata
Lineage: Eukaryota; Metazoa; Arthropoda; Insecta; Hymenoptera; Braconidae
Source: the annotation of a GenBank genome assembly
AUGAGUACCGAAUUCGAAGAGCUAUCUGCCGUUGACUUCUUACUUUUUAUGGACAAUGUAGACUCGUUUGACCUUAUCCGUCUAGAAUACUACACCAUUGAACAGAACCGGAAAAUUUGCGAGGUGUUUGAUGAUGAGCCUGACAACAAAGGGUGCCGACAGCUGUUACACCGAUUUCUCUGCUGCAUGAAAAGGUACCCCAGAGCCGAUUUUAUAAACGUCUAUGACGCGUACGACGGACAGCAAAAGUAUAUUUGUACAAGCGACCCAAAAGCAGAAAACUACGAUAAAUUUUGGGAAUUAGCCUGGUGCCGUGAAGUUAAUACCAUCGUGAAGAUAUCUCAAAGCAGAGAGGAAGGAAGCUGUCAGUAUUGGAGUUCCAGAGAAGAAAGUGAGAUAGAGUGUGGAAGUUUUAGAAUUAAGACUCUGAUAGUUAUCAAGAGACCCCGUUUCAUUGCAACAUUGUUACUUUUGUCUGACCAAAAGAACUGCGAGCGUGAGAUUUGGCACUAUCAUUACACUGCGUCGCCAACUGAUAACAAUCCAGAUGAUCCGUUUAUAUUUUUGUCCUUUGUGUGCAGUCUGAACGACACGUACACUAUUUCAAAGAAGAAACAAUCAGCUGAACGGAAGCCCGAAGCUGUUCUCGUUCAUUGCACCGAUAGUAGCAGUUUUUCGGCGAUAUAUUGUAUCCUCGAUAUUUGUGUAACCGAAUUCAAAUACACAGGUGCGCUUUCAGUGGCAAACGCUUCUCGGAAAAUAAGACAGCGAGAGCACAACUGCUUGAAUUAUAACGCAGAUGACUAUAGUUUCUGCUAUCAAGCCAUUCAUAUGUAUGUGUUAGGGGAAAUGGGGCUCAGCCAAAAAUAUCUAGACGAAAGGGGACUCAAUUGA